Messenger RNA from Rotaria sp. Silwood2, 627 nucleotides. Lineage: Eukaryota; Metazoa; Rotifera; Eurotatoria; Philodinida; Philodinidae. The record is from the annotation of a GenBank genome assembly.
AUGACCUUGAUUCUGUAUACGUGCUUCUUAUUGUUAUUCGUGACUGUCGUUACCUCUCAAGGCGAAGGACUUGUAUGUGGUCAAAAUGAACUUUUUAGUACCUGCGGUUCGCCUUGUAUCGAAACAUGUACGUACAAGCCCGAAAUGUGUAUGGCUAUGUGUGAUGUCGGAUGUUUUUGCAAAAAUGGAUAUGUGCGAGCAUCGAACGAGGCUGGCAGUCCAUGCAUCAAACAGGAAGAAUGUGGAAAAGCGAACGAUACGUCGCCUUGUGGCGAAAAUGAAGAAUUCUUGACAUGUGGUUCAGCAUGUCCACCAACAUGUAAAGACUGGUCUUAUCCACUUCCAAAACCGGCUAUGGCGUGCAUUGCGAUGUGUGUGACAGGCUGUUUCUGUAAGGAGGGCUUUUAUCGUUCAAAGGAAGGCAAAUGUGUCAGACGCGAACAGUGUUGUGGCAAUAAUGAGGUAUUUACAGAUUGUGGUACAGCCUGUGUUGAAACAUGUAAUUACCAGCCUGAAAUUUGUACUGAACAAUGUGUCACUGGUUGUUAUUGUCGUCGUCCGGAUUAUGUACGCAUAAAUAACAGUACUAAUAGUGUCUGCAUUCCCCGUAAUCAAUGUCCAAAAUAA